Acanthamoeba castellanii str. Neff is the source of this 822-nucleotide messenger RNA. RefSeq lists its product as uncharacterized. Lineage: Eukaryota; Discosea; Longamoebia; Acanthamoebidae. The record is from RefSeq and is a predicted model, not a curated record. The transcript has 6 exons. The coding region runs from base 1 to 822 and encodes 273 amino acids.
AUGGAGCAGUUGCCAAGUGAGUUGUGGGACCAUGUCCUCUCCUACCUCUCCUUGCCCCCUGUGCUGGCGCUGCCGCGGUUCGAUGAGAUCGACAGCAGGCAGGUGGUCCUUGGCGAGGACGGGCGGCGCGCGCGCUGCAUUUACACCACCGACAGAUUCCCGUCGUACCAAUUCAACACGGCCUUUGUGCGCACUCGGCCAACCACACCGGGCCGCCCGCCACUGGCCGUGGUCCACUUCCUCGUCGACUUUGUGCCCAGUAACCCGCAACCGGCCGGCGAGAUUCCGGCGCCGCCUCCGCCGCCGCCGGGGCUCAUUAAUCACUUCAUGUGGUCCCUCAUGCACGCGCCCGGGUCCAGGAAGCACUACUUCAUCUCGAGCCACUACAGCGACGGCGACAUCCACUCCUACGGCAACCACGCACCCUACCUGCCGGAGGAUCAGGUGAUGGCGCGGUUCGGGAAGGGCGACGUGAUCAGCGUGCAGACGGGGCUGCGCGACAUGAGGACCGCCUCCUCGCUUUCCCCCGGCUGGGACAAAGUGGUGGACGUCAGCGCCGUGAGUCCAAAUCCUGCACCGGGAGAAGAGAGAAAGAGGCACGAGGUGCAUCCGUACGUGAUCUUCUUCAAGAACUUCCAAAUGGUCCACCGCCCGCUGGUGUUCCCGCACCUGGCUGAGUCGGAGUGGCCGCUGCGCGUAGGCACCUUCUUCACUCAGGUUGAGCAGACCGUGUGCAUCGUGGCGCCGCCCGAGGGCCAGCGCUUCCGCCCCCUCCCGCCUGAUGCAUUCCUGCCAGCACCUGCUGCCCCUCCCGCCCUCUAG